AAACUAUUCCCGUAUCUCCGAACCUGGCAACCGUGUAGAACUUGAGCAGGGGGACCUCGGGUCAGAAAGUCGUCAGAUUCUAAUCAAAUCGUUGGAAAUGGCUUUACCGGCGCGGCAUAGUGCGGCUCUCCUGAAGCCGUUGUCAGCGGCUGUCUCCUUUAUCCGCCACCUAUCUACCGACUCCGCUGCAGUCAUCACAGUAGAGACCAACCUCCCCUUCAGCGCCCACAGGAUAGAUCCUCCAUCGCGCUCCGUUGAGACGACCCAUAAGGAGCUGUUGGACUUCUUCCGAGAAAUGGCGCUGAUGCGUAGGAUGGAGAUCGCAUCCGAUUCGCUCUACAAGGCCAAGCUCAUUCGAGGCUUCUGUCACCUGUACGACGGUCAGGAAGCGGUUGCCGUCGGCAUGGAGUCCGCGAUUACCAGAAAGGACUGCAUCAUCACAGCAUACCGAGACCACUGCAUCUACCUUGCCCGCGGGGGGACGCUACACGAAGCUUUUUCGGAGCUUAUGGGACGAAAAGAUGGAUGUUCUAAGGGCAAAGGGGGCUCUAUGCACUUUUACAAGAAGAAUAAUGGAUUUUACGGAGGCCACGGGAUUGUAGGGGCUCAGGUUCCGCUAGGUAUUGGAUUGGCGUUUGCUCAGAAGUACUCAAAAGAGGAUCAUGUCAGUUUCUCUUUAUACGGAGAUGGUGCUGCCAACCAAGGUCAACUCUUUGAAGCUUUGAACAUGGCGGCGCUUUGGGAUUUGCCUGCUAUCUUGGUGUGCGAGAACAAUCACUAUGGAAUGGGGACAGCAGAAUGGAGGGCAGCAAAAAGUCCUGCCUACUAUAAGAGAGGGGAUUAUGUACCUGGUCUAAAGGUGGAUGGUAUGGAUGUUCUUGCUGUUAAACAGGCAUGCAAAUUUGCCAAGGACUAUGCUCUGAAGAAUGGACCAAUAAUUCUUGAAAUGGACACCUAUAGGUACCAUGGGCACUCCAUGUCUGAUCCUGGAAGCACCUAUCGCACACGUGAUGAAAUCAGCGGAGUCAGACAGGAGCGUGAUCCAAUAGAAAGAGUCAGAAAGUUAAUAUUAGCUCAUGAUUUAGCAACGGAAAAGGAGCUGAAGGAUAUUGAGAAGGAAGUGAGGAAAGAGGUAGAUGAAGCCAUAACAAAGGCAAAGGAGAGCCCCAUGCCAGAUCCUUCUGAGCUCUUCACCAAUGUAUAUUCAAAAGGGUUAGGAACUGAGUCUUUCGGAGCAGACAGGAAAGAAGUAAGAGCAACACUCCCAUGAAAGAGAUGUUUGGCAACACAACCAUCUGAAUGAGUACACACACAGGAGAUUUGUGGAAUCAUAACCGGCAUACUAAAAAUUUCAAUCUCCAUGAGUCGAAUCCCUAAAUCUCAUAUGACAUUGGUUGGAUAGUGUAAUUAUUCUUACUGAAAAACCUAUGAUUUUGAAUAGAUAUGGAGGAGCUGUGUCUGAGUAGUUUUUUGUUGUUGCUGUGGUGAUAAUCCCUCAUGAAAAUCUUACUCAUGCACCAUUGUAUGAAAGAUUGAAAGUCUCAUUUGACUAUUUGAGCUUCAACAUGUUCAGAACAAUUGGCUGAUAAAAAACCAUUGUAUUGAAGGGCGGCUUGUUUGGUAGUAUCUAGGGAUUUUACUUUCAUUUUCUAUUAAAUACCUAAAUAAACAUUUUUUUAUGUUUGGUGUACACUAAAAAAAGUCUCCUUGUGUGGAACAUUUUUCCUCGUGUAUGGGAAACGGAAUUUGAGAUCGCUUUUUCUUA
Molecule: messenger RNA, 1765 nt
Organism: Cuscuta epithymum
Lineage: Eukaryota; Viridiplantae; Streptophyta; Magnoliopsida; Solanales; Convolvulaceae
Source: the annotation of a GenBank genome assembly